UUGCGGAGCGGCAACAACAAAACAAACGAAGGCACUGUGGUGUGAUCCGACUGGGGGAAGAUGCAGAGCUGCAUGGGUGUAAGACCCGGGGGACUCGUUGUGUUUCAAGGAUAGUGAAGGUGGAAGGGUGCAACCCGAGACGUCCCUCAGGCGGGAUGACAAAUUAGUCCUUAUUCAGCAAGGAGCGAGAGAAUCAACCCGAGGCUCAGAUGUUGUCCACAGCCCAGCAGAUGCUGCAGGACAGCCGCUCCAAGAUCGAGCUGAUCCGACUGCAGAUUAUCAAAGUCACCCAGGCUGGAGGUGGAGAUGACGGCGGCAGCAACGGUCUGUCCCCGUCGGCCGGCAGUGUGGUGGACGUGCGGCUGGCCGAGUUGCGGCAUUACGUCCAGAGAGAGACCGACGUGUUGGCCCUGGCCCAGGAUGUGGUGGGGCAGCUCCAGGGGCUCUCCUCGCUGGAGCAGAAGGCCCUGUCCGAGGCUCGGUCGCGGGUGCAGGAGUCCUCCCAGAGGCUAGACCUCCUGCGUCUGGCCCUGGACGGCUGUUUGAAGGAGAAGGCGGCGGCACGUCCACAGGGGGAGGAGGACGUGUCCACGCCGUCGCCUCCGUCUGAGAGACCCACACAGAGGCGUCUGCAGCGUUCCUUCGCCCCCUCGUCCUCCAUGAAGCCCGCCUCCCUCACUGGCAAACUUGAGGUCAGGCUCCUGGGGUGUGAGGACCUCCUGGAAUCUAUCUGGGAAUCAGGACAAAGACCCCUCCCCUCUCCACACACCCUCAUGACUGACAGGUCAUCUGACCAAUCAGGGCAGACGGACGCCUCCUCUGCGGAGGUGAGCGGGAUGCUGAGGCUGGACAGCAGGUCGGUGGGCAGGACCCGCUGGAGGCCUGUGGGCAGGCAGGCCUGGAACCAGACCUUCUGCAUUCAGCUGGAGCGGUCUCGAGAGCUAGAGGUGGAGGUUUUCUGGCGGGACCAGAGGGGGCUGUGUGCCAUCAAGUUUCUUCGUCUGGAGGACUUGAUGAACAACCCAGACCACGGCCGGUGUUUACGUCUAGAGCCACAGGGCACGCUCUACGCCGAGGUGACCUUUGUUGACACGCUCGUGGAUCGGCAGCCGAAACUGAGACGUCAGCGCUGCAUCUUCACCAAAGAGAGAGGGAAGAACUUCCUCAGAGCGGCUCAGAUGAACAUGAAUCUCGCCACCUGGGGUCAUCUGAUGAUGAGCGUCCUGCCUCACUACGGCUCCUUCACCACAUUCAGCUCCGCUCCAGAGAAGGACCCUCAAACUGCCACCCCACUACCAAGUGAGGUUUCAGUAAUCAGACUGGACAUCAGUGAGAGCCUGCCAUCUCCAAAAAGCCUCCAUCAGGAGAACAGUGACGUCCUCUCCAAGACCCAGAGUCCGUCACCGACACCACCAUCACAGGACACUCAGUCCUCCAUCGACCACACCACAGAAGGAAGCACCGAUGGAUCAGGGUCUGCUCCGAAGAUGCAGAUGGAAGACUUCAAAUACAUUUCGGUUCUUGGAAGAGGACACUUUGGGAAGGUGCUGCUGGCAGAGUUUAAAAAGACGGGGAAGCUCUACGCCGUCAAGGCCUUGAAGAAGAGGGACAUUGUGACCCGUGACGAAGUGGACAGCCUCAUGAGCGAGAAGCGGAUCUUUGAGAGGAUCAACGCCUCCAGACAUCCGUUCCUGGUCAACCUGUACGGCUGCUUCCAGACCAGCGACCAUGUCUGCUUUGUAAUGGAGUACUCGCCAGGGGGCGAUCUCAUGAUUCACAUCCACAACAACGUCUUCUCAGAAGUUCAGACCAGAUUCUAUUCAGCGUGUGUCCUGCUGGGUUUGGAGUUCCUCCAUCUCAAUAAGAUCAUUUAUCGGGAUCUUAAGUUGGACAAUCUGCUGAUGGACGCAGAUGGAUUUGUGAAAAUCACAGACUUUGGACUUUGUAAAGAAGGGAUGGGCCACAACGAUCGGACCUCCACCUUCUGUGGCACUCCUGAGUUUUUGGCUCCAGAGGUCCUGACCGAUGAGAACUACACCCGGGCGGUGGACUGGUGGGGGAUGGGGGUCCUCAUCUUUGAGAUGCUGGUGGGAGAGUCACCGUUCCCGGGCGAGGACGAGGAGGAAGUGUUCGACAGCAUCGUUAACGAUGACGUACAGUAUCCCCCCUCCCUCCCCCCAGACGCCAUGUCCAUCAUCCAGAAGCUGCUCAAGAAAAACCCGCUGAAACGCCUGGGAGCCGGAGAACGAGACGCCAACGACGUGAAAGGCGAGAAGUUCUUCCAGACCAUAGACUGGGAGGCUCUGCUCGCCAAGAAGGUCAACCCUCCUUUCCUGCCGUCCAUCAAGGAGUCCGCUGAUGUCAGCAACUUCGACAGUGAGUUCACCUGCAUGCAGCCCAUCUUAUCGCCGCCCUCCAAGCCGCUCAACCUCUCACCUGAGCAGCAGCAAGCCUUCGCUGACUUCGACUUCUCCGCCCUGCACGGAUGA
This is a messenger RNA of Lampris incognitus (smalleye Pacific opah), 2489 nucleotides long. Its product is annotated as serine/threonine-protein kinase N2-like. NCBI's taxonomy places the organism in Eukaryota, Metazoa, Chordata, Actinopteri, Lampriformes, Lampridae. The transcript has 20 exons. Gene Ontology annotation, biological process: protein phosphorylation. The coding region runs from base 210 to 2489 and encodes 759 amino acids. The record is from RefSeq and is a predicted model, not a curated record. Gene Ontology annotation, molecular function: protein serine/threonine kinase activity; ATP binding.